Pyrenophora tritici-repentis Pt-1C-BFP is the source of this 1899-nucleotide messenger RNA. Lineage: Eukaryota; Fungi; Ascomycota; Dothideomycetes; Pleosporales; Pleosporaceae. The record is from RefSeq and is a predicted model, not a curated record.
AUGGCCUACAACCAGAACCAGUACCCGCCGCAUGGCCAGCAGCAGCCACCACCGCCAGUGCAGACUCAGAAUCUUCACCACCACCAACAACAGCGCACCUUCUCACCGCAAAACUACCAGCACUCACCACCAGUCAUAUCUCCAACCAUGGGAAGCGGCAUCCCUCCGAACAAGCGGCAGCGACUGUCGCCCAACCCGCCAUCGCCCGCGCCUUACCAAUCCCCAUUUGCGAUUCCUAACGCGCCGACCUACCCUCCUUCACCAUAUACCACAUCUCCCCAGACGCCCGGCUAUAAUUCCCUACCGACCUCACCUGCCGCUAUGCACCCCCCGCCGUUCCACCAGCCGCAGCCUUACCAGCAUCCCAAUGCACCACAACCGGCGCCGCAGAGCUCUAUGCCCCCACCCAAGCUCCCGUAUAGCAAGACUGGAGACAGCUCCGAAUUAGAAAAGGCGAAUGCGCGCGACCUGGACGUUAACAACAUCAGCGAUGUACUUACUGGAUCCGGAAUUGAUUUACGCGCCGAGGAGGACAACUUGCUGCACAACUACAGGAGCUUCAACUCGCAGGCCACAGGAUCUACAGCGUCUGCGAAUAACAGUUUUAACAAUUGGGGUCAGCAAUCUGGCCAUGGCGCAUACCAAGGAACGGGCGCGCUCAGUCAGGAGAUGACGGAAGAGCAGCAACAGGCAGAGUUCAUCAGGAAGCAUGAACAAGCGGCUCGUAUUCUGAACGAGUCGGCACAGCAACCUCUAAACGACCCUUUCUUGUCUGCAAGUGUGCUCAGACAUAGGAUUGCGAAGCGCGGGUACGACCACGGCAUUUCCAUCAAUGUGGAUGGCUUGUUCGAUAAGAUACCGGACAAGGGCCAGCAGGAGAUUAAGCGCACCACUCGAGCCGGCUCAGACGGCGAGCAGAUUAUCGGAUUGGAGGCAGCAAGCUUACUUAACCAGAAUGCUCCGCUCGUGGAGAUCCUUACCUUAAUAUCGCUAGCUGCUGAAGAGCGCGUGCGGACCGUUGUGGAGGACGCGUUUGCUCUAUGUCAAGGCCGGCAGAACACUUCACAUGGCCUCAUCCCACCUCAACUGGUCGAUAUCGCAGUUGUAGAGCGGGAUGCUCAAGAGAAGAUGGCUCCGCCCGUCAACAUCUUGAAGACACCGUGGGAAGCGCCCGACAGUGCUGUCAGCCCCACGACUACAGCAAGCAAGGGUCUCCCAAAUGCAGCACGCCUACCAACACCCCCAAGCGAAGCGCCCCCCACACCACAAAGGACGUACCAGAACCCCAACCGCGUCGUCACAGCCCUCGUAAAGCGUGUAAACGACGACUACAAGUGGGAGCAAGAGCGCCUCCGCAAACGCACCCAACGCCAAGCAGGCGCAUCAGCAACACCAGCAGAUACCCCCGCCAUACCGAUACCCCUCCCCGAACCCGUAACCAAGAAAGCGCUCGCAGCAGCAAAAAAGCAAAGCCAAUCCGACGUGGUCGUCUUCGGCAAAGCAAACGAAACCGCCAGCAUGGCCCUCGGCGGCAAGAAGAAGAAAUACUCCUGGAUGACUGGCGGCGGCGGCGGAGGCGGAGGCGGAGGCGGCGCAGCAUCAGGUGUAGCAUCCGGUGCCUCAACUCCCCGUCCCACAGCCACAGCAGCACCCAGCGGCACCACUACUCCCACCGUGCAAGCCCCGGACAAGGCGCUCAUGGGCCGCAAGCGCAAAUUCGGCGAGGCCAUUGAACGGACUGACACGGGCGCUGUUUACGGUCGUGAUAUCCACAACUCUAAACAUUUUUUUGCAUUUAAGAGCGUUGGCGUUGAUCUCUUUCUCUUCAAUCUUGUCCGCGAGGGUCAUGGGAUUACAGCGGAUAAGAAGACAGGGAAGUGUGAGAGGAUACUUGAGUGA